Messenger RNA from Chrysemys picta bellii (western painted turtle), 930 nucleotides. Lineage: Eukaryota; Metazoa; Chordata; Testudines; Emydidae. The record is from RefSeq and is a predicted model, not a curated record.
CCAUCUGCCUCCUCCAAGGAGCGGGGCAUGUGGACCGUGAACUCCGCCGGGCGUCUUGGGAACCAGAUGGGGGAAUACGCCACCCUCUACGCCCUGGCCAAGAUGAACGGGCACCAGGCCUACAUCCUCCCGGAGAUGCACCAGCAGCUGGCGCCGCUCUUCCGCAUCACCCUGCCCGUGCUCUCCAGAUUCAGGGCUUCGAGGAUCCCAUGGAAGGACUACGAGCUCCAUGACUGGAUGUCGGAGGAGUACAGGCACAUCGAGGGGAAAUACGUCUGGCUUACGGGCUACCCCUGCUCCUGGACCUUCUACCACCACCUCCGGCAGGAGAUCCUCCAGGAAUUCUCCUUCCACGACCACGUCAAGGAGGAGGCCAACCAGUACCUGGCCGGGCUGCGUGGGCAGCGCCAGAAUGUGACCUACGUGGGUGUCCACGUCCGGAGGGGGGAUUACGUCCAGGUGAUGGCCGAGCACUGGAAGGGGGUGGUGGCGGACAAGGCCUACCUGGAGAAGGCCAUGGGCUACUUCCGGGCCAAGUACCGGGAGCCGGUCUUCGUGGUGACCAGCAACGGGAUGGAAUGGUGCCAGGAGAACAUCGACGCCUCGCGGGGGGAUGUGUAUUUCUCCGGGGACGGGAAGGAGUCGUCGCCGGGGAAGGACUUUGCUCUCUUGGCCCAUUGCAACCACACGAUCAUGACCAUCGGGACCUUCGGCAUCUGGGCCGGUUACCUGGCUGGGGGGGAGACCAUCUACUUGGCCAACUACACCCUGCCCGAUUCCCCCUUCCUUGAGAUCUUCAAGCCUGCGGCCGCCUUCCUCCCUGAGUGGAUCGGGAUCGACGCCGAUCUCUCUCCGCUGCGGAGCGGGAAUUCUGGCUAAAGGAGCUCAGCCAACAAGAUCCACCCACCGUCACAUGGCCGGUCUGCCCAG